Messenger RNA from Psammomys obesus (fat sand rat), 1602 nucleotides. It is a transcript of the gene Fcamr, whose product is annotated as Fc alpha and mu receptor. The record is from RefSeq and is a predicted model, not a curated record. NCBI's taxonomy places the organism in Eukaryota, Metazoa, Chordata, Mammalia, Rodentia, Muridae. The transcript has 7 exons. Gene Ontology annotation, cellular component: plasma membrane. Gene Ontology annotation, molecular function: transmembrane signaling receptor activity. Bases 1 to 1602 code for a protein of 533 amino acids.
AUGGACCAAGACAUCCCAGCUAAGCCCAGAGCACAAAAGGUCACCAGCCUGAGAUCAAGAUGGAAAAUACUCCUCCUCGUGCUCUGCCUGCUCCAAGGUUUGUCCAUGACCCCUCCACAUAGAGGGCCCCAUUCCAGAUGGCUGCAGGAUCACUCUCCUCAUUCCAGGACCCAUCUCUACACUUCAGAAGCACACACAGCUUCCACGCCCCCGGGCUGCUGGAAGAACUCCUUUACAGAUGCAAAUGCAUUGAAAGGCCCAAGGCUGGCAUCUGGGGAGACAGGAGGAGCUGUCACCAUCCUUUGCCAUUAUGCUCCCUCCUCAGUCAACAGGCAUCAAAGGAAAUACUGGUGCCGCCUAAGGCCUCCUCUGCGGGCCUGCAACACCAUCGUGUCCACGAACCACUACACUCACCACGACUACCGCGGGCGCGUGGCUCUCACUGACUUUCCACAGAGUGCUUUGUUCAUGGUGAGGCUGUUCCAUCUGUCCCUAGAUGACAUGGGACUUUAUCGCUGCGGCAUAGGAGACCGGAACGACAUGCUAUUCUUCAGUAUGAACCUGAUUGUGUCCACAGGUCCUUCAAACAGCACCUAUGCUGCAGCUCCAGCUUCUGGUGAGCCCAUCACAGCAUCUCCUAGAAUAGCAUCUACAGUAGCCAAUAGGUGGACCUCAGGAGUCACCCAGAUUCCAGCAGGCCGAGGCUCAAAACGGGACAGGACAGCUCCAACUACAGGUAUAAUCAAAACUACACAUUCAGCCAGUGGAGGACAAACCCCAAGAAGAGCCAGGACAACGGUUUCAGAAACAAGCAGCAGAGAGGAAGGCUCUGUCAAGGUAACAGGCCCUACUCCAGAGAGUCCCGCUCCCAAAUCAAGACGCAUGUUCAGCACAACACAGGGUGUUUGGAUAUGGGACUCCAGAAACUCAGUGAUGACUAGCACUAGCAGUGAGGGUAUAAGGAAAGGCACAACCCCAGAGGCUGACGGGCUCCAGGGGGAAACAGGGGUCGGUGCAUCUCUAAACAAACCCAGGACGACCACAGGAACCACAAGGCCAUCAGUCCUGCUCUCAGAACCUGUGACCUGGGAAACUCUCCAAAAACAUAGAGAGGCUUCUAAGCAACAAACGCUGUACUCCAUGAUGGAGCCAUCCCCAGCUCCAAGCUCCUGGACCUUGAACACUACACAUAUGGAAGUGGAAUCUUGGGGAGCGAGCACUGGUGGGGGACCAGAAAAUACUGCUGAAGAGCGUAGCCCCUCAACAGAAAGCCAACUUUCAGCAGUAGGCUCUAUGUGGGUCCCUGGCAAGGGGUCAUCCAUGAAGAGUGCCUUUACAGAAGAAGAAAGCAACUCCUGGAUUCUGACUCCAAUCUUGACUGCGCUGGCCCUGGUUCUGCUUGCAGCUCUGGUCCUAUUGAAAAGGAGACUCUGGAGAGAAAGGACCUCUCAGGAUGCAGAAAGGGUACCAAGGAUCACUCUUAUUCAAAUGACACAUUUUCUACCAGACAAGCUCCCUGAUGUGGGAAAGACCUUGUGUCAGGAUGAUCUUCCUCCUACCCAAGCCAGCCUGACUGUCCUCGAGAAGGACCAAGGACCCUAA